Molecule: messenger RNA, 1467 nt
Organism: Rosa chinensis
Lineage: Eukaryota; Viridiplantae; Streptophyta; Magnoliopsida; Rosales; Rosaceae
Exons: 1
Coding region: 1-1467 (488 amino acids)
Molecular function (GO): RNA-DNA hybrid ribonuclease activity; nucleic acid binding
Source: RefSeq, a predicted model, not a curated record
AUGCGGCUGCACAAGCUCAAGAUGAAUCCAGCUAAAUGCGUUUUCGAAGUUCAAGCCGGAGAUUUUCAGGGUUUCAUUGUCCAUCAAAGGGGUAUGGAGGUCCCUAAGGAUAAGGCCAGCAUAGUCAUCAACGCCUCUUCCCCGCGCACAAAGAAAGAGUUGCAACGAUUACUGGGUAAGAUCAACUUCCUGAGACGUUUCAUAUCUAACUCUGCAGGUAAAAUCCAACCUUUUUCCCCAUUACUAAGACUACAAGGACAGAACGAGUUUGUGUGGGAAUCUCAACACCAAGAGGCUUUUGACAAAAUUAAGGCCUAUCUAGCGAGCCCGCCAGUACUCGUUCCUCCUAGAGCUGGAUUUCCAUUAAAGCUGUAUAUUUCCGCAGCCGAGGCAUCCAUUGGCAGCUUACUCGCCCAGGAUGAUGAGGAAAGUGUCGAGCAUGCCAUUUUUUUCCUCAGUAGGACACUGACGGAUUGUGAAACCAGGUAUACGCCCAUGGAAAAAUUGUGUCUUACAUUGUAUUUCUCAGCAUGCAAGUUGCGAUACUACAUGCUAUCCUUUACCACUUGCAUUAUCGCUCAAACCGACUUGGUCAAGUACAUGCUGUCGCGACCUAUUCUGCGAGGUCGUAUUGGCAAGUGGGUGUUGGCAUUAUCCGAAUUCUCGCUACAGUACGUUACACAGAAAGCAGUGAAGGGACAAGUUAUCGCAGACUUUCUAGCACAUCACCCUAUGUUGGAUGUCCCCAACGUGAAAGAGUUAGAGAUCGUGACCGCAACAACAACUCAACCAGAUUUGGUGCGCAUUCCCGAAUAUGCUAUUUGGUAUCCGGCCACAAUUUCCCUUCAACCUUGGAUAUUAUUUUUUGAUGGUUCAAGAACAGAAACACUAGCAGGGGCAGGGAUUGUUCUGGAAAACCCAGCGGGCGAUCAUUUUUCUUAUUCCUUCCAAUUGGAGUUCAAGUGCACCAAUAAUCAAGCGGAGUAUGAGGCCCUCAUUAUUGGCCUAGAGGUGUUACUAGAACUCGGAGUAAGAGAUGUCCAAGUACGCGGUGAUUCUUUGCUCGUCAUAAAUCAACUUCAAGAGAAGUACAGAUGUGUGAGUUGCAUGCUUGUACCAUAUUUGAAUAGCGCCGUUGAACUUCUGGAUCAAUUCGAUGACGUGGAUUUGGAAUAUAUUCCUCGCGAACGCAACUUUGCGGCCAACGAACUUGCUCAACUAGCUACAGGCAUUACUUUGAAAUAUGGGGUUCGCGAGCGAAUCUUGAAAGUUGAAAGACGCACGCUGCCUUCUUGGCUCGCACGACCUUACCCACCAGACGAUCCAGUUAUCGCGGUCCUCGAACCUAUUGAUAUAGAUUGGCGCAUUCCUUUGAUUGCUUACCUAAAGCAACCAGACGCCACUGCAGACAGGAAGACUCAUUUUCUUGCGUUAAAUUACUUCCUCAGAGGUGAUGAGCUGCGCUGA